UGAGACUAUUUGGUAUUCAGAGAGCUGUCUCACAUUUCUAGUCUCAAAAAAAAUCACUAAUUUGUCAGCUGGUUGAGAGCAGGUCACUAGUCAGAAAAUUUACACAAUAUGGAGGAAGAAAUAAUUGCUUUUUAUUUAUGGGCGAAAAAACUCGAAGCUGAAAUAAGAAAUGCGCAGAGGCGAAAUCUAAGAUGUUUGCGCGAUAGAGAAGAUCCGUUUGCACUGGAUGAAAAUACUUUCAGAGGCUUCUUUAGACUUCCAAAAUCUUUCUGCUGGGACCUUAUCCAGGGCUUAAAACCGCACGACAGUCGCAAAUUUGGAAUUUCAUUUGAGCUUCGAUUUAUUUCAGUAUUGUACUUUCUCUCCAAUGGAUCGUAUCAAAGCUGUGUAGGAAGUGGUCACUUCUGUGCUAUGAGUCAAGCUAGUGUUUCACGCAAUAUUAAUUAUAUUUGCAGACUUGUAGUCGAACACAAACAUAGUGAAUUAGCUUUCCCAAUACGACUGAACAAGACAACAAUAUAAAAAAAGGGUUUCACAACAAGUUCGGCAUAAAGGGCGUGAUUGGUGCAAUAGACUGCACUCAUAUUGCCAUUCUUGCGAGGCGAAGAGUUCUUCGUUACUAUAAUUUUGUGAUCUACAACCAACUGCUUGAUAGUGGCUAUUGUUAUAUCUACCGAGUCCUUUUUCAGAAUCACGCCCCUUUUAUUCACUUUCGCUACGAUUAUAACGAGUGAUCCCUUCUUGUUAUCUACGUUCUUUGGUCAUACCUGGACAAAUGUGGAUUUUAAAGUGCUCUGAAAUUUUAGUUUAGUUUAAAAUAAGUUUGGUUAACCAAACUUAGACAAAAAUCCAGACGUGAUGGAGCAAACGGACUUCAGAUUCGUGUUCAGCGACUCAAAAACAUAUAACAGACUAGUUUUGGUGAAACGAACCUUUCAUCGAUUUUUUUUGUGGAACUGUGCAAUUUUUGUUGAAUUUGGUAACUUUUUCUGGUGAUCUU
Molecule: messenger RNA, 1000 nt
Organism: Rhagoletis zephyria (snowberry fruit fly)
Lineage: Eukaryota; Metazoa; Arthropoda; Insecta; Diptera; Tephritidae
Source: RefSeq, a predicted model, not a curated record